Molecule: messenger RNA, 1839 nt
Organism: Papilio machaon (common yellow swallowtail)
Lineage: Eukaryota; Metazoa; Arthropoda; Insecta; Lepidoptera; Papilionidae
Gene: AdoR
Product: adenosine receptor A2b
Exons: 3
Coding region: 336-1688 (450 amino acids)
Biological process (GO): adenylate cyclase-activating G protein-coupled receptor signaling pathway; G protein-coupled adenosine receptor signaling pathway
Cellular component (GO): membrane
Molecular function (GO): G protein-coupled adenosine receptor activity
Source: RefSeq, a predicted model, not a curated record
GCGGCGAACGUAGGGCGCGCGUCCCGCCGCCGGUUUCGCGCCAAUUCGCGGUCGCAGUGCUGGGAAGCGCGCCUCGCGGGUGGGACACGCUGGACUCUCGACACAACCGGGAUCGCCAUCUGGCUGACUAUAAAAAUGUUAAACUUUAAAUAAUUUAUUGAAACAUUGAAUUUUCUUAAUAAUUUUAAACUCAACAAAAAUGUCGCGAGAAAUACUAAUACGUUUUUUAAAUUAAUUGGAAAUGACGUUAUUAUUGUCGAUGUGAUGAUUUAAGUGAUUUAAAAAAUGUGUUUAACGUUUAAACGGUAUUACGGUGAAGAUAUAAUAUAAGAGUUAUGAGCGAGAUAAGAGAGCAGAUGUCGACGGAGGCUGUGACGGUGACGGCGGACCCCGCGCCGCACCGCUCGCCGACGCCGGAGCUGCAUGCCACCUACACCUCCUUGGAGAUCCUUGUAGCGCUGGUGGCGGUGGUAGGCAACGCCAUGGUCAUACACGUGUUCCGCCGCGAUCGGAGGCUGCGGCGCCGCACCAAUUACUACAUAGUGUCUCUCGCGGUGGCGGACUUUCUUGUUGGCCUCCUGGGCAUACCAUUUGCUAUACUGGCUUCGGUAGGGCUGCCGAGAAACCUCCACGCUUGCCUCUUCACGGUUUCUUUGCUGGUGAUGCUAUGCACGAUAAGCAUCUUCUGCUUGGUAGCGGUGUCCGUCGAUCGCUAUUGGGCUAUCCUCUACCCCAUGUGCUACUCCAGGAAUGUUCGCACCAGGACCGCAAUAUGGAUAAUAUCUGCGUGCUGGGUGUUCGGUGCGGGCGUGGGUCUGCUGCCGCUAUGCGGUUGGCACGCGGCGGUGGGCGCGGCACCUGGCUGCUACUUCGUCGAGGUCAUGGACUACAACUACCUCGUAUUCCUCUAUUUCGCGACCAUCGUCACCCCCAGCGUGUUACUCGCCGCUUUCUACGCGCAUAUCUAUCGAGUUGUUGUCAAACAGAUGAGUGCGGUGGUGACAGUGGAAGGCAGCCAGGGGCGCACGUCGGGCGGUACGAUGCUGCGCGUGCUGGGAGCCGCGCAGAAGCGCGAGGUGAAGGCCACGCAAAACCUCGCCAUCAUCGUCUUCUUCUUCAUCAUCUGUUGGAUCCCGCUUUAUACGAUCAACGCCAUAAAGGCCUUCAUGCCCGAACUGGACAUUCCAAACCCCCUCACUUAUUUCUGUAUCAUUUUCUCUCAUCUCAAUUCCGCCAUCAAUCCUUUGUUGUACGCGUAUCAUUUGAAAGACUUUAGGGCUGCGUUGAAGGGACUGAUCUGUACUGUGUUAGGCCGAGGUGUACCGAUACCAGCGGCAUAUAGACCUCCCGUGCCGAUGAGAAGACCGGCUCUAGAAAGAUGUAACGCUCUGAGAGAGAGACCGAGGGUAUAUGUCAAUUCUCCAGUAUGGCUGCGUCAGAGGGAAGCCGAAACUACCGUCAUUGAAGACAAAAAUAAGUCCAAAACGGUUACUACGCCUUUGGGUGCAGACACGGAACCGUUUCUAGACAUGCACUUGGCUGACAGUUCAAGUGGACGGCAUUCCCCUGAAGUUCGAGAAAACAAUCUGUACCUCAUAGACACUAAUCCAGAGAGAUGCCACAGCCCAUACAAAAAAGUGGAGGAGUUUAUACGGAGAGUGCGUAGCGUCGGCUCGGAGCACAGCUGACAGGAUGACAACCGGGACUUCCCCGGAUAGUAGAUUUAUGAAAAAAGCUUUAAUUUAUUUUAUAAAUGUAGCAUUUCUAGAUAAAUGACACUAUUGAAUGUUGGUCACGUAUUUAUGAAUAUUUAUAUUUUUUAUUUUGUUAAGCCUCUAU